GAAAUAUCCAGAUUAUAUGUACAUUUUGCGCUUUAGUUUGUUUUGCGGCAACAAAUUUCACGUCCGUAUAUAAACAGCGUGUAUUGGCUCCCAUCCGCACUGCUCUUUGUCGUUUGUUACGCUCCGUGCAAGCCAAAUCCAAAUGAAAAUUCUGGACAUUUGGCCGAAUAUGGCGUUUUUACUAACUUGUCGAAAGCAAUUGAUUUCAAUUCUAAUAAUAAUCACGUUUCUUUUAAUAACAGGCUUUGAUUUCGCGCCAGACUUCAGCUUAAGUGGCCGACACUUGAAAUUUGUCGCUUUCGACAAUCCACCGUUCGACUCGGUGGUCAAAGGACCAAACGGCACUUUCAUUUUUUCUGGAGCGACAACUAACGUGGUCUUUUGGAUAGCACAACGACUCAGAUUUACACCUAAAAUCGUUGCAGUUGAUCAAACACUUUUCGACAAAUUGGGCGCACACGAGGCCACAUUUUACCAACUUAUGAACCAAGAUGUGGACGGGAUAGUGGGGGCCUUCUACUUGACAAUGGAUCGGGUAGAAAGAAUGGACUAUUCGUUCUUUACGUGGACCGACGGAUUUAGUCUUGUGGUACCAAAUCCAGGAGAAGAAAGCAGAUUAUUCGCUUUCGUCCGUCCAUUCCAACCCUGGGUGAACUACCACUUAAUUUCACAUUUCCCAGGCUAUUUAAUUACGAUUUCAUUAUUUCAGGUUUGGAUGUCAAUUCUCCUAAGCCUUCCCCUCGUAGUAGGCACAAUGACAUUUUUCACGUGGUUCUACAAUCGUGGUCGUCCUAAGAAUAGCAUUGAAGUUCUCUCUGUAGACACCAACAGCCAAUCAAACGGUGUUUCACCAGGAAGCAACUUUACUUUCUUUGGCUCCCACAUGAUUUACGUAAUAAAUACCAUGACAAAUCAAGGUGGGAGAGAAGCGGUUAGCCGCUUCUCAUUUCGAGUACUGGCCGGUGCCUGGGUUUUGUGCGCAAUGGUCCUAGUAAAUUCGUACACGGGAAUAGUCACUUCGGCCCUCACGACGCCUAAAAUGAAACAGCCUAUCAACACCCUGGAAGAAUUAGCAGCAAGUAAGGAGGUCAAGAUAGUCCUCAGAAGUGACACGGCGAUCGGAGUACAAAUUUUGCAAGCGACUUCGGGCAUCUAUAAAGUUCUUGCCGAUCAAGCCCGGAGUGAACCUGAUGAACGUAUAGUUGCCGAUCCUGGCAAGUUAAACGAAAGAUUGAGGACUGGUCGCUACGCUUAUCCAUUCAUGCAUACUUUCACGAUUGCCUUUGUCGGAACUCAAUACAAAAAGGAAGGAAAGUGUCGGUUCAAGGCAUCUAAAAUUUUGUCGAGCUCGCACGGAUAUUAUUUUUUCGUUUUGAAAAAAGGAUCUUGGUACACACAACAAUUUAGUCGAGGGUUCAUGGACCUGUGGGAGAGUGGCCUAACACGCUUCUGGAUGAAGAAUCGACCCACUAUACCGAGGGCGGACGAAUGUUUCGACACCAAACGCAGAGUUUCUCGAUUGGCUGCUAUCCAAUUGUCUGAUUUGACUAGCGCCUUCCUGAUUCUGGGCAUCGGGAUCGGAUUGGCGACACUGGCCUUUUUGCUGGAAAUGAUCUACUCGAAAUGGCAACGCUAAAACACAACUGGGUUUUAGCUUUUGUAGUUUACCGAUUAACGCACAUUAUAUAUUUAAUCGAGAUAUCCGUAGUGUGUUGACUAUUAUAUCAGCUACUAUUUACUGCCACCAUUUUAGCCUUUAUUAAGAAUUUAACCGCGAUAGUUAUAAAUCUGCUUCGACAUAGGGUUGAAUAAUUAGCAGUUAUUCAAUUUAAAAAUGAAUGAACAGCUCACGAAAAAUUUCAAGUAGCCUUUCAAUCGCUGGCGCUAAAACAAAGCCAACCAUAAAAAUUUGGAAAAGAUUUUUAAAUGUUUGCCAAAUAAAAUUACUUCUAAUCCCA
This is a messenger RNA of Daphnia pulex (common water flea), 1958 nucleotides long. RefSeq names its product glutamate receptor ionotropic, kainate glr-3-like. Bases 143 to 1636 code for a protein of 497 amino acids. Lineage: Eukaryota; Metazoa; Arthropoda; Branchiopoda; Diplostraca; Daphniidae. The transcript has 8 exons. Gene Ontology annotation, molecular function: ligand-gated monoatomic ion channel activity. The record is from RefSeq and is a predicted model, not a curated record. Gene Ontology annotation, cellular component: membrane.